UGAGCUCUCGCGUUGCUGCCGCGCGCGUUUCCUGUUCCGGGGUCGAUAGUGUGCGCUGUGUGUGUGUUUAUUCGCUUGUGUGUGUGUGUGUGUGUGUGAUGAUGAUGAUGGCGGAGCUGGUGCAGGGACAGGCCUCGGUGGCUCAGACCGGGAUAAAGGACGGAUUCACGGACCCCUUCCACCGCGCGCGACAGAUUGCUAAGAUGGGAGGAGAGCAGAUGCAGCAUCUGAACAACUCGUCUCCGGUCGUCGAUGCCUCGCUGUACGGCUACGGAGGGCAGAAACGCUCGCUGGAGGAAGGAGUGGCUAACCAGCUCGGUGCAAUGGUACAUGGUACAAGGGCUAUAAUAACAGAAGACUUCAAAGUGCCUGAUAAGAUGGUUGGAUUCAAUGAAGAAAGUGAGCUGAGCAGCAGUUCCUCGUUUGCUCACAGUCCGUGUCCUGCAUUGUUUUGUUUUCUAACUUGUUUUGAGUUGCGUGCAAUUAUUUGUCAUGUCACCCCCACAGACAGUGGAGGAAUGAUGGACAGGCCUUGCACCCUGACCGGGACCCCCGAGAGCAUUGAGCAGGCCAAGAGGUUGUUGGGGCAGAUCGUGGACCGGUGUCGGAACGGACCGGGCUUCCAUACUCAGAUGGACGGAAACAGCGCUGUCCAGGAGAUCCUGAUCCCGGCCAGUAAAGUCGGCCUGGUCAUCGGGAAGGGAGGCGACACCAUCAAACAGCUGCAGGAGAGGACAGGAGUAAAGAUGAUCAUGAUUCAGGACGACCCGAUGCCCACUGGAUCAGACAAACCCUUGAGAAUCACUGGAGACCCUUAUAAAGUUCAGCAAGCGCGGGAGCUGGUGGUGGAGAUCAUCAGGGAAAAGGAUCAGGGAGAUUUCCGGAGCGGCCGCAGUGACUUCGGCUCCAGACUGGGCAGCAGCAUCGACGUGGCAGUGCCCAGAUUCGCCGUGGGAAUCGUCAUCGGCAGAAACGGGGAGAUGAUCAAGAAGAUCCAGAACGACGCAGGAGUCAGGAUCCAGUUUAAGCCAGAUGACGGGAUGAGUCCGGACCGGAUCGCUCAGGUCAUGGGUCAGCCGGACCGGUGUCAGCACGCGGUCCACCUCAUCAACGAUCUGGUGCAGACGGCACAGGAGCGUGAUGGGUUCGGAGGCCCGGUCGGACCCAGAGGUCGCGGCAGAGGUCGCGGGGACUGGAACAUGGGAACUCCCGGAGGUCUGCAGGAAGUGACCUACACAAUACCAGCUGAUAAGUGCGGCCUCGUGAUCGGGAAAGGUGGAGAGACCAUAAAGAGCAUCAACCAGCAGUCCGGAGCUCAUGUGGAGCUGCAGAGAAAUCCUCCUCCGAACACCGACCCCAACGUCCGGAUCUUCUCCAUCCGUGGCUCUCCUCAGCAGAUGGAGAUGGCCAGACAGCUGAUCGACGAGAAGAUCGGGGCGACUGGAAUGGGAGGAAGCAGCAGUUUUGGACUCAGUCCUUUCACCCAUUCCUUUAUUUCCUCUCUGCCAGUUAUUUCCUCUCUGCCACUUCCAGAGCUGUCUACCUCCUCUUCAUCAGACGGAUGGUUCCGGUGUGAAUCGGUCAGUUUCAGAGCGGGUCUGUUAUCUGUGGCUCCCCGUGCAGUGUUUGUGAUGCUGAUGUUGUGUUUGUGUUUGUGUGUCAGUGGGCCGCAGACGUUCAUGACCGGAGGCUGGGGAACCACGUACCAGACAUGGCAGCCUCAGAGCCAGCAGGACCCCAGUCAACAGAACCAAGGCCAGAGCAGCGGCUCCGACUACAGCAAAGCGUGGGAGGAGUAUUACAAGAAACAGACUCAGGCCGCCGGUCCUGGAUCUCAGCAGAGCUCUCCUCCAGACUAUAGCGCCGCCUGGGUGGAGUAUUACAGACAGCAGGGGGCGUAUUACGGCCAGGGACAGACUCAGGCUCCCGGGCUCCAGGAUCAUUAAAGCGGGCGACUGCAGACCCUUUAGUUGAAGAUUUUUGAAUCACUGCGAGGAGGAAACAGACCUUUUGUAACAGAGGUUCUAGAUUUGCAACGCCUUGAAGACUUUUACUUUUUUUCUUAGUGAGAAACACUAGCUGUAGAAUGACUUAUAUGAUUUAAAAAGAGAACUAUUUCUAAAUCAGGACAUCAAAUUGUUACUAAAUACUUGUGUACACCAUUAUUCAUAUGGGCGAUUUCCGGGAUCCCUUUUGGAACGUUUCAGAGUUGGUUUGUUUUCUAUUCUUCCUUUUUAAUUCAACGAUAUAUAUAUAGAGAUGUGUAUCGCCAAAACGAACCCCGGAAGUCGCGGCGUUUCAUCGAUCGCGCAAUAUAAUCUCUUAUUUUUCUAGUUCUGUUGCAAUAAAAUGAUCGAGGGCUUAGCAGUCUUGAAUUCGUUAUCGUUUCGUUUUGUCGUGAAAUGUUUUAAGAAUGUGUACAAAAUGUUUUCUUUCUUUGUUUUUCUUCUACAUAAAGCAUUUUAAUUCAGUGCGAUGAAAAACUGUGAUGUUUUUGUUACCGAAAUAUAUGCUUUUGUUACACGAGAAACGCAACGCCGCCGAUGAUGAUGUAAUUCCUCAUGUACUUCGUAUUCUGUUUUCAUUGUCAUUUUAUUGUACUCUGGUUUAAAAAGGUGCAAUAUCUUAUUUCAUUUUUUUUUUUGAAACAAAGAUGGGUUUCUCUAAUAUUUUGACAGACGUUUAACUUGUAGUUUUUUGUAGUCGUAUGCAAAUGUAACGGAUAAUUUUUUAUUACGGUGAUUUGGCGGGAAAAAGCGUAUCGUGAGGUGUUUUUUUUUUGCCUUUGCUCUCUUGUAAAACUAUGUAUGUAUGCUCAGAUACUUGAUUAAAUACUUUAUUUAAAAAUAUAUAUAUAUAAUUAAAUCAAAGACUUUUUUGUCCUGCAUUUUUACAGGAAAACUCCCUGUUUUUCUGUUCUGUUUUCAUACUGAAAUUUGUCAAAGAUUGUGAAUGUGUAAUUUGAAAUUUGAUGUUGCAUCUUGUUGACGGAUGAGAAGUUUUAUGUGUGUGUAGUUCUGUAAACUUCGACUUCAAAGCGUUCAAGACUGCUAAGCCUCGGAGAGCCUACCUGUGUAUUAAUUACUUGUAGUUUUUUAUAUUCCGAGUAUUGGAAGAUCAAACGUUCUCGUCUUAUUUGAUCCGCCGGUCUCUCCCUCCACGUCAUCAGUACACACUGUACAGUCCCGAUCCCGUCACUUUUUAAUUCAGAUUUUGCUUUCUACUCUGUGUGAUCUAAUAUAUGUAUGAUUGAUUAGUUACAAAUUGAUCUAGUAUUAACUUCAUUGCUUAAUGAAAAGGGAUAUUAUAAUUUCAAAAUGUUUAAUUUUAGUGUUUCUUUUCUUCCUCAUGUGUACAGGUAACCAUGUAUUAAAAUGAUCGAAAGACUA
Molecule: messenger RNA, 3389 nt
Organism: Cyprinus carpio (common carp)
Lineage: Eukaryota; Metazoa; Chordata; Actinopteri; Cypriniformes; Cyprinidae
Product: far upstream element (FUSE) binding protein 3
Exons: 17
Coding region: 99-1946 (615 amino acids)
Biological process (GO): regulation of DNA-templated transcription
Cellular component (GO): cytoplasm; nucleus
Molecular function (GO): mRNA binding
Source: RefSeq, a predicted model, not a curated record